Molecule: messenger RNA, 1851 nt
Organism: Aethina tumida (small hive beetle)
Lineage: Eukaryota; Metazoa; Arthropoda; Insecta; Coleoptera; Nitidulidae
Product: zinc finger and SCAN domain-containing protein 2
Exons: 4
Coding region: 79-1461 (460 amino acids)
Biological process (GO): regulation of transcription by RNA polymerase II
Cellular component (GO): nucleus
Molecular function (GO): DNA-binding transcription factor activity, RNA polymerase II-specific; zinc ion binding; RNA polymerase II cis-regulatory region sequence-specific DNA binding
Source: RefSeq, a predicted model, not a curated record
GUCCGUCAGCCAUUUUUCGACAUUAGGGUAAAGUAGCGAGCGUCACCGUAAAAUAGAUCACUAAUUUAUCCAUACGAAAUGAAAACAUACAGUCGAAAAAAGCUAGACGACAAUCAGGAAGACAUUGUCGACCUGAAUGAGCUUUGUCGCCUUUGCAUGGGCAAAGAGGACGAUCUCAUUUCAAUUUUCAACAAUGGAGAACAAAUGCCACUCACCCUGCGAAUUAUGGCAUGUGUUGCGCUCGAGGUGGUCGAGGGAGAUGGUUUGCCGGAUAAAAUAUGUCACCCGUGCAAGUUUCAACUGGAAAAAUCAUACGCGUUUCGAAAAAAAUGCGAAACCUCCGACCUGAAAUUGCGUCAACACUUGCUUGAGAUCCAGGAAUACAACAAGGAUAUGGAGAAUGAAGCAGCUCGAGAGGAAGAGGAAUCUAGAGAAGCUUUAGAAAUUACUGGGGAACAAGAGCAUAUUAUGGAGACGAAUGAGCAAAACACAGAAGCUGAGAUAGUGCAGAGCACCAUUGUUAAAUACAUUGAAGCCGACAAUGAACCUGAAGCCGAUCCUGAGAAUAUCACACUGCCAAGUGAGGUUGACAAAGAAGCUUGCACUUUAAAGAAUUCAGAGCUGAAGACUGAAGUGAUCGAAUCUGAGGAUGGAGAAAAUAUUUUUAUUGUUGAAAAUUCUGAUCCUAACAUGGAUGUUAUUGCUGAUGCUGUCAAAGCAACCCUUGCUAAUCAACCAGGCAUUAAUUUGAAUGGGCCCAUCCAGUUGAAGGUAAACCAAUCUGUAGGCAAGUCUACUCAGGUUGAAGUGACUACUGAAGAUGGGUCUGUGAUUGUUAUGGAACUAAUGACUGAAGAGGAUGCAGAAAUGCCUCAAGUAGAGCAGCCAACAGAAUCAAUUGCAAGUGUUUCAGAGGAACCUGUCAAUGACGAUGGAGAAUUAAAAAUAUUCCGCUGUCCUGACUGUCCAAAAUCAUUUGCCAGAAGGAUACAAUUAAGACGCCAUGCAUCAGUUCACAUGCAGCAGCGAGGCUUUAGCUGCGGCAUUUGUGAGAAAUGGUUCCCGACCCGUUCAGCUCUCAUUCGCCACGAGCGUAUUCAUACGGGUGAACGCCCAUUCCAAUGCGAGGUAUGCCAAAAGAGCUUCGCCCAAAAAGAGAUCUUGUUCCGCCACCUAAUGACACACACUGGGCAGAAGCCGUACAGUUGUCCGCACUGCCCACGGGGUUUCUCACAAAAAGAACCACUUAGAGUUCAUCUUAGGACACAUAUGAACAAUCCAGCUGACAUUCAGUUGCAUUAUUGUUCACUAUGUCCGAAGGUGUUUUGCCACGCCUCGGGAUUGAGCCGGCAUUUACUGACGCACACAGGCAAGACGUUCAAAUGCAGGGACUGUGAUAAAACGUUCACGGAUAAGUCGUCCUUGAGGAGACAUCACUUGCAGACGCUUCACCAGGCAUGAGAUGAGAAACUCGGAUAGAUUUAGUGCGGUAGAUUAAGAGAAGAAAUAGUUUCCUUUUUAUUUGUACGUUUACCAAAUAUUCUGAUUAUAUUUUUACUAUUUGUGAAAUAUGUGUUAAAUAUUUAAUCCAUUUGACUAACAAUAUUGUUUUGUAACACAUAGUUAGGCAUAUUCUAACGUCGCAAAAAGUGCUAUGAACACCUGGAUAUAUUUUCAAAAUUUUUUGUAAAUUUCUAUAUAUAAUAUAGAUUAGAGUAUUCAUGUAAAACAAUUGUUUUGAAAAAUUUAGGCGAAAAGCAAACAGUAUUUAAUUAGGUUUUACUGAAAGAAACGAGCAUAGUUCUUUAAAAAUUUUGUAAAUUGCGAAAAUAAAGAUUAUUUCACAAAAUA